AAAAAUAAAGAGCCUUAAGAUACUAAUUCUACAAAGUUACAUUUACACAUGGCUUGCCUCUUUAAGUGAAUCUUGAGGUAGUCUAAAAUAACAGAUAACAUUAAAAAAUAAACACAAGAUUGUGUUUUCAGAUUAUUGGGAGCCACCUCUAAGCACCUAUUUAUUAUAAUUAUUACUUGGCUAACAUGCGCAUUUUGGGUCCUUAAAUUCAAGAUUAAGAAGACUAAUUCAUUAGUCAUUGGAGUUCAAUAAGUUGGUUCAGAAAUAAUAAAACUUGUACAAGUUGAGAUGGGAAUCUGCAUAUCCUCUGCAUCUUCAGAGAUUCACCAGGCAGAAGAUAGCCUUGAAAAGGUUACUGUAUACAUAGAAGAAAAUAUUGCUUUUCAAGGACUUGGUUCUCUUUACUCUAAAGAAGGAAGCAAAGGGUUAAACCAAGAUUCUGCUAUUCUUCAUCAGGGUUAUGGAGCAGAAGGUGGAGCUUUCUGUGGAGUUUUUGACGGUCAUGGAAAGAAUGGUCAUAUUGUGAGCAAGAUUGUCAGAAACGGAUUGCCAUUACUGUUACUAAAUCAAAGGAAUGUCCUGGCUAAGACAAAGACAGUUGUAGAUAGCAAAAAUGAGAAAGUUGAAGAUGAUUUAGUACCAAGCAACAAUUUUUAUAUAUGGAAAGAGGCUUGUAUUAAUGCUUUCAAGGUUAUGGACAAGGAAGUCAAGCUUCAAGAGAACUUAGAUUGCUCUUGCAGUGGAACCACAGCAGUAAUUGUUAUGAGACAGGGUAAAGAUCUUGCCAUAGCUAAUCUUGGAGACUCAAGAGCAGUGUUAGGUACAAUAAAUGAGAACAAAAUCAUGCCUGUUCAAUUAACCACAGAUUUGAAGCCCAAUGUACCAAGUGAAGCAGAUAGAAUAAGGAAGUGCAAUGGUCGAGUACUUGCCUUGAAGGAAGAACCACAUAUUCAUAGAGUGUGGCUACCCCAUGAAGACUCUCCAGGGCUUGCCAUGUCUCGAGCUUUUGGCGAUUUCCUACUCAAAAAUCAUGGAAUUAUUGCUUUGCCGGAGAUCUCUUACCGCCGACUAACAUCUAACGACCAGUUCAUCAUUCUGGCAACCGACGGGGUGUGGGAUGUGCUUAGUAACGAACAAGUUGCAUCCAUCGUGUGGGCUGCGGAGAGUGAACAGGCAGCAGCAAAGGCGGUAGUGGAUGCAGCAACAGCCGCAUGGAAGAAGAAGUAUCCUGCUUCCAAAGUAGAUGAUUGUACCGCAGUUUGCCUCUUCCUACGUAAGAAGCAACGGCGAGAUUUUACCUUUUAGAAUUUUGUUUUUGAGUAUUAUUACCUUCCAAAUUCCAGUCUCUUUGCUGCAGCUUAUAUAUUUAGAAAUAUGGUUGGCUAUUUAAAGUUUGAGAAACCAUAUAAAUUUCCUCCUGAC
This is a messenger RNA of Jatropha curcas, 1422 nucleotides long. Its product is annotated as putative protein phosphatase 2C 72. Gene Ontology annotation, biological process: protein dephosphorylation. The record is from RefSeq and is a predicted model, not a curated record. Gene Ontology annotation, molecular function: protein serine/threonine phosphatase activity. Lineage: Eukaryota; Viridiplantae; Streptophyta; Magnoliopsida; Malpighiales; Euphorbiaceae.